UCUCGGCGAGUCGGGAAACAAAGAGAGUAAAGGGAAGGGAGAAAAAGCGAAAAAAAAAACCUCAAGAAAGCGGGCGCGCGUGGAGCGGCCAUACAAUAAUCAUAAGUAAAUUCCACGGCGCAGCGCAGGCGGGUGUCAGGAUGACGUUGUGUGGUUUUGCAGUGUUUUAACGGGAAAGAUGUGCUUAUGAGACCCACAGUCUUGAAUUGUUCAUGAACCUAAUUUAAAUGAGGCCUACAGUCAGCAGCUGAUUCCCGAAAGUAACUGGAGCACAAUGCCGGGCAGUGGUGUUGGUGUCACCGUGGCCUCCUGGAGAACCUCUUCCCAGCCGGAGCUGUUGCUGAUGGAACCUGAUGAGAUCCGGGUGAGGUUGGCCGGCCUGAGCCUAGAUUCCUCCGCUAGCCUAGACCAAAUACCCGCAGAGACUGAGGAGGAAAUGGCCGGGGAGGAGGUGGAAGAGCUGGGAGAAGAGGAAGAGGGUGGUGUUGUCUCUCCGGACUUUAGGAGGAUGCUGGGCCGGAGUGGCGGGGAGGUUGAUGUACUAUACCCAGGAGGAGGCCUACUUUUGGGCGGAGGGUGCCAAGUUGUAUACCCGGGUGGAAGUUCAGAGCAGGCCGCGCUCAGUUUGCGCAGAAAGAGCGUCAAUACUAACGAACUAGUCCCGGUACCCAGCUCCGAGCAUGUGGCAGAGAUUGUGGGUAGACAAGGCUGCAAAAUCAAAGCACUAAGAGCAAAGACGAACACGUACAUAAAGACACCAGUUCGUGGAGAAGAGCCUAUAUUUGUUGUCACUGGAAGAAAAGAGGAUGUAGCCAUGGCCAAAAGGGAAAUUCUUUCAGCUGCUGAACACUUUUCUAUGAUCCGAGCAUCUCGUAACAAAAACAGUCAAUCGUUGGGUAGUGUGCAAUGUACACCUAACUUACCAGGUCAAACUACAGUCCAAGUUAGGGUGCCAUAUAGAGUAGUUGGGCUUGUAGUUGGGCCAAAAGGGGCUACAAUUAAAAGAAUACAGCAGCAAACACACACUUACAUAGUCACUCCCAGCAGAGAUAAGGAGCCUGUCUUUGAAGUAACAGGGAUGCCAGAAAAUGUAGAUAGAGCCCGUGAGGAGAUAGAGAUGCACAUAGCUAUGCGUACUGGCAAUUACAUAGAGCUGAAUGAAGAAAAUGAUUUCCACUUUAAUGGUACAGAUGUGAGUUUUGAGGGAAGUGGAAUUCCACCUUGGCUGAGCACUAAUCCAACUGCUCUAGGCCGUAACAGAAUGAUUUCCAACUACAGAAAUGAUAGUUCUAGCUCUCUUGGAAGCGGUUCUACAGAUUCAUUCAUUGGAAGUAACAGAUUAGCUGAUUUUAGCCCCACAAGUCCAUUUAGUGCAGGCAAUUUUUGGUUUGGAGAAACCAUGCCACCAAUGGGAUCAGAUGAUCUUGUUAAUGAUGCUUCUGCCUUUGAGUCCAUACCAUCUUCUGAGACCAUUUGGGCAUCCUUUGAUCCUGUAAGUCCUCUCUCUAGCUACGGAAACGAAGCAACCACAAAGUCUCAACGCAGAGGCAGUAUUUCUCCUACCCUCAACGAAGGUAUGGAAUAUCCUCUCACCAGAAGUAUUAGAAGUGACCUUUCAAGCACAAAUGAAGUUGGGCUUCCUAUUUACAUCCCUGCUUUCUCCAACGGUACCAACAGCUACUCCUCUUCCAAUGGUGGAUCAACAUCCAGUUCACCACCCGAAACAAGACGGAAGCAUGACUGUGUUAUCUGUUUUGAUAAUGAAGUUAUUGCUGCACUGGUUCCAUGUGGGCACAACCUCUUUUGCAUGGAAUGUGCCAAUAAGAUCUGUGAGAAAGAAAUACCUGUGUGUCCUGUAUGUCAGACCACUGUCAAUCAGGCAAUACAAAUACAUUCUUAAUUUGCAGAUGGGUACACUCUCUAGCAAUCUUAAUCAAAAAAAAAAUGUGGAAAGUUGGAAUUGGGGUACAGUUGUUUGCAAAUAUUUUGCUGCUACUACCACGCAAAACAUGGCUGCAUGUCCGAUUUAUUUUUUUUAUUUUUUUUUAGCGGGGUAACAUUUAGAAAGGUAAAUGUGGGAAGUCAAAUGUCAGUAUACGUUACAGUAAAUUAUGAUUUACAAAUCUGGUUUACAUUCUAAUUAUGUUUACAAAGGUCAAAUUUGAAACCAGUUUUAAUUUGUAAAAAGAUUUCACUGCCUUCUUUAAUAUAAUCCAUAUACUGCUCUUCUGAAGACGAACAAAUGCAGAGUGCAGGUACAUUUCUAGCAAUUUAAAUUUCUACAAUAUUUGCAAAUAACUUAUUGCCUGGCUGAAUUGUAUUUGGUUCAUACUGUAGAUCACUGUUUGUUAUUGAAACACUACCAAAUUGACUGUAGUCUUGUCAGAUUAGUGUAAUCUGAUCCAAGACCGUAGUGACAGUUGGGUUUACUUACCCACUAUUUUUUUAAAGUUUUAUGUAUAUAAAGGCCAUGGGGACUGCCUGGAAUUUCUAUUAAUUUAGAAGCUUUGAAAUGCACAAAUUGUGGCUAAUAGAAAGGGUUCUACAUUCCGUUUAUUAGUCUGAUCGAGUUCUUCUUAACCUACAAUUUUAAAGAAAACUAAUUGUAAAUGUGAAUUAUUAUUUUUUAUGUGCCACCCCGUGACUUGAAACAUUUAGCAAACCAAGGGAUGUAGAAUAGGAGUAUGUCCUCACUAAGAGGGGCCACCAUAAGCCUAUUCAAUGUCUUCUGUAGUUCAAAACUGUAUUUUGAAUCGCAGGGAAAAAGUUUAUUAAUUAUAUAAAAAUUAUAUAUAUAUAUAUUUUUUUUCUAUUUUUGCAUUUCAGCCUGUGGAUUUAUUUAGUUUUACUUCAAUCAGUUUUUAAAUGCUUGCAUCAAACAUGCAGAGAUGAAAAUAUAUAUCCCUACGGAUUUUCUAGUGAUAUUUUUAAAACUGUUUUUCUCAAAGUAAAACAAAUGGUUUUUUUUUCACAAAAACACAACUGAAGUUUUAAAGUCAGUGUACGGACUUAAAUAUAUAUAUAAAUCUUUAUUUUUUAUUUCCACUUGAAGUUACAUUUCGUAUAAAAGUUUACAAAUGUUUUUAUUUAGAUUUUUGUUUUCAGUAUAAAAUUUGCCUUGAUGGCAUAUUAUGUAAUGCAAAACAUUCAUGCUAAUUGCUUGUAGAAUAGAUAUCAGUAUUGAAAUUUUAACAUAUAGCUGCCGUCUUAAAGUAUGCACGUUUUGUCACCAAGCAUGUGUUUUAUAUUGCAUUGUACACUGCAAUUAACAGGCCAAGGAACUAACUUAUAUAUUAGAUGCGUGUACCAUUUAUAUAAACCACAGACAUUAGAAUGACAAAUUAAAAAAUAUAGUUUAGUAUUUGCUAAUUUUACUACACUUUUGUUAUGUAUAUGUAGGGAAAUAUAUAGGGAUUAUAAAUUCAGUUUGAGUAAAGGUUAAAAACCAUAUAUUUUAUGAUAUUGGGCCUUGAACUUAUUAUGGCCAAAGCACUGAUAUUAUAUAUUUGCUGUAAAGAGAAUUAUAAGAGUUUUAUUUUUCGGAUAUUAAAGUUAAUAAAGACUGUUUCCAUUAACUUAUAUUUGUGUGCUAGAUUAAAAUAUUUUAAUAUGUUUCA
Bombina bombina (fire-bellied toad) is the source of this 3617-nucleotide messenger RNA. RefSeq names its product mex-3 RNA binding family member C (gene MEX3C). Lineage: Eukaryota; Metazoa; Chordata; Amphibia; Anura; Bombinatoridae. The coding region runs from base 275 to 1900 and encodes 541 amino acids. Gene Ontology annotation, molecular function: RNA binding. The transcript has 2 exons. The record is from RefSeq and is a predicted model, not a curated record.